Molecule: messenger RNA, 5152 nt
Organism: Cuculus canorus (common cuckoo)
Lineage: Eukaryota; Metazoa; Chordata; Aves; Cuculiformes; Cuculidae
Gene: CLRN3
Product: clarin 3
Exons: 3
Coding region: 127-810 (227 amino acids)
Source: RefSeq, a predicted model, not a curated record
CAAGGUAGCUUUCUGCUAGCACAGAGAGCAGAUCCCAGCUAGGGAGAAGGAGGAAACAACCUCAUGCUGAGCCGAACUAAAGAGAAGAAAAUUCCCUGAACUCGUGGAAAAUCUCCAUCUGACGAAAUGCCAUCCAGAAAAAAAACCACCACGUUUGCAUCUGCUUUUUUUACCUGUGUUUGCUCUUUUGUGAUGAUUUGUGUUGUUCUGGCGACACAGCACUGGAUAAGUAGUGAGGUUGGCUUUUCUCAAACAAACUCCAGUGUUACCGUCAGCCUCACCUACGGACUUUUUAGCGGUACCUGCGAACAGUUUGUGGAUGCGGGACUUCAUGUUUCAGAAAAGACUUUCCAAGUUGCAGAUAACCUGAGUAACACCAAGGCAAAAAGUGUCAUCACCGCAAUUAUUGUCAUUCUGGUUCUUGGUUUGCUGAGUUCCCUUCUGAGUUCUGGAUUUACCUGCACUAAUGCUGUCAGUAAUCCCUACCAGACAUUUUUGGGACCAAUUGGAGUCUAUACCUGGAACUCCUUAUGCGGGAUCUUUGUACUUAUAAGCAUGAUACUUUUUCCUGUGAACAUCGAAGGGAAUGGUCUGUCUAUAGAACUGGCCCAUGGAUGUUUUUCUUUACUGCAGACACAUAUAAAAUCUGCACACACUUACGGAUAUUCAUAUUGGAUCAUGCUGCUCAUCAUUUUACUGAACAUUGCUUCUAUCAUCAUCAUAUAUUUCUAUGACCAUGCAAGAUAUUCUAAGAAGAAAGAACAGGAAAGACCCAUUGAAAAUGCACCAAAAGACGUCAUUCUGUUUUAAGGAUGCCUACUGAAGAGGAAACCAACUAUUUAAUGUGGACAAUUGCAGCUAAUCUUUUCCAUUAAAAUCGAACUUCUAUUUAUAGAUCAAUUAACAAAAUAGCCUAGUAGGUCUUCAAAGCAUUUUGAUUUUAUCUUUAUAUUAGGUAUUUGUGUAUUACUUUAUAAGCAUGAUGCCAGCACUGUCCUGUAGGAAUAGAUCUCAUGCAAUUUACCUCAUGCUCUUCCCCAGAGACAUCACUGUGAAAGUAGACUCCUAGAAGAGGUUCCUCCCCUCCAUACAACUACCAUCACCUUUAAAAGCAGGCUGCCACCCUCUUACCUAUGCAGUACAGAGGGUCUGGUCCCCACCUUCUGCUUUCUGGACUUCUCUGGACCACAGGACAGUCUUGCAGCGGCUGCCCCAGUUUUGCACAGGGUUGUACCAACAUCGGCAUCUAUGAAUGUAUUUUUGCUUCCCCUUUUGGGUCCAAAUGGGAAGAUCAGAGACAUUGUUUUGUUUGCAUAUCUAAGCUGCGUAUCUCAAGGAGCAGAAACAGUGCAAAUACUAGGAACUCUGGAGAUGAUGAAAAAUGGUCACCGAGCUAUUGGUGCUUCAUUUUGUUCUGAAAUUGCUACCGCUGUCCUUUCCCUGCUUAGGGUUCAUUUCCCGCAAGUCCCUAUGCCUUGAUGCCCACGCCCACCCGCAGGCUCGUGUUCAUGAACAGGAGUGUGAGCACUCGGACAAAGUUGCUUGCAGUCAGUUGCCUUCACAUCAAAACACCUAACAGCAACAGCAGGGAUCCCAUCUGUACUUCCUUUGCUCAGUGCUUUUGUCCAUGGCUGUGGUGGCACACAGGGCAGCAGGAGCAAGAGGAUGGGUCAUGGACUACAGAAGACGGUAUAGGAGCCCAGUAUCUGCAAGUUAUUCAUUAGUAUAAACAUUAGCAAGAUCCUGGUUUAGGCUAUUUUUAGACCUUGAUUACUGUCCACAGUAAAUGGCAAAGCUGCACCCUGAGCAGGUGUGGCCGCUGCUUUCCCACCGCCUACACCAGCCUGUCAUCUUGUCAACACAAAUGCCGAAUAGUGGGCUUUAUUAGUGAGGGUUUAUAGACAUUCUAUCCCUGUGCUCGGUUUAAUUAGUGUUUAAUAUGCACACAGAGACACACAACUGUAGAAAUACACAGAAAUGGGGAGCUCCCUUCUUGCCCUCCUAAGGGAAUGUGAGCAGACAAAUGUCACCUUGGGACAGAUGCCAUCGCGCGAAAUCAUGCUUCAAGAGAAGUGCACCAUGCAAAAUGGUGAUCAGCACCUUCUGCUCCUUUGCUCCCUGCCUCUGCAGCUGGCAGAACAAUUUUUUUAUUGCAUAUUUUUCCUUUACACUGCAAUUUCCCGGUGAUGCUUGACAGCUGUUCUAGAAUGCAAGAGAUUCUUAUGGAGAAAGAAAAAGCAUUUCUGAAGAGAAGACGAGAGGAUACAGGAGGUGACUUUUCCCUAUUUAUGUAAAAAAGUAAAGUUCCAUGAUUAAAGUGCCCAAUCCUUUUUGCAGCUGUGCUCUUUCAAGAGAAUCAGAGGAGAGGGCUUUUCCAUACUGCUUAAGCAUUUAACAGAAAAUAUGACGAAGGCAGAGCGGGGAAAAAAAUAAGAGGGUUUUCUAAUACUUGAGGGGCAUUAUGGGUCAACAAAAUAAGAGAUGUUAUCUGCUCUCUACUGCUGACAAGAACCAUGCCUAGAACUGCUUUUCAGUGCUGUAAACAUUGCAGUUAAACCGUCAGAUACUGUGCACCCGCAAGCUAAGCUGGCGGAAAGCCAAACAUUUGCCAGUUUUGCUUUGGCUGCAAAAAUUUUCACACAGUUUCAGCAUGCAUCUGUCACUGUUGUACUCAGCCAGCAUCCAUCAUGCAAUACAAUUACGCUUAUAUCGGGCUCUUGCUCACAAAGAAAUAAAGUCAUCAUAAUAGGAUAAUAUUGGAGGAGCAGGGGUUCCUGCUUUGAAAAGCAGUGGCUUGCUGUUGCUUGAGCAUUUCUACUGCACUGAAAUACUAGCUCCCACAGAAACGCCAGAGAAAAAGCCCAACCCCACACAUUCCCACCUUCGUGUGCCUGUUUGAACCACCUAGAUCUGUUAAAAAAAAUCAGUCUGGAAGUCUCAAGGGACCUUAUGCUUUCCUGCUGACAGAUACAGCUGCGAAGCAUAGGAGACACAUGUUGCAAGAAAGUCACUGGGUAGUAAGAGAUCAUCUGCUUUGGUGCGAGCUAUAGAUCAAAAUCAUUACAACACUUAAAAAAAAUAAAUUUUACAUAGUAGUUAAAGUUGUAUAUAACUAACAAGGCUACCUUGAUAAUCUGAAUGUUUUAUUUCAAAUUAAAGGCAAGACUUUCUUUCUCAAGCUCAAAAUUAUCCUCUCUGCCCUAUGCUAUGUACUUUCUGCUUCAUGCAACGGUGUCGUGCUUGGCAGAUGUCGCUGAUGGAGGUUUAACAAGCUGAAGAAGGCAGCAGCUUCCCAUAGUACCAAGUCUGGGUGCCUUGAGAAGUGGCUGCUCACUUCCUUGGCACGGAUGAACUCACCCAACCAUGGCUGGGCUGCAGUGGGAAACACCGGGAGAGCAAGUGCAAGAGGCAAGUGGGACAACGCAAGGAGGAGAGAACGCAAACAAAAGUUCUAAACUUUUCUCCCUGUGUUUUCUCCACAAUGCUGAAACAGCCCUGGUAGCAAAGCGCUCUGUGCCAUGGGCAUGUCUAUAGUAGUUGUGAUUUAGCCCCAGCCAGCAACAAAACACCAUGUGGCUGCUCUCUUUAUCCCCCUCCUCUAGUGGGAUGAAUGGGGAGGAGAAUCAAAAAGAAAGGGUAAAUCUCACAGUUCGGGAUAAAGACAGUUUAGCAGAACAGCAAAAGGAAGAGAAAAAUAACAACAGUAAAACCAGAAGAAUAUAUGAAGUGAAUGAUACACAGCACAACUGCUUAUUACCCAGAAAACCACCACCCACCUCACUCUGAGCAGCAAUUCCGCCCCUGGUCAGCUCCCCCAGUUAAAUACUGGGCAUGAUGUCAUGUGGUGUCGAAUACCCCUUCGACCAGUUUGGGCCAUAGGUCCCAGCUGUGUCCCCUCAGCUUCUUGUGCAUUUCCUGCCUUACUAGGAAAAAAAGUAACUGUCCCAGCUGAAACCAGCGCAGUAUUUUGUAAUGAGGCCACAAAAAGAUCAGUUAUCAGGAAAAUGCCUGGAUUUGGAAGUACCUGCUGCAAGUUAAAUUACAAAAUAUGACAGCUCUGGAAUUAGCCAUCUCCUGAGAAGAAAGCAGACUACCCAAGAGUGAUCCAGGACAGGGCUGGCCCUGGCAGGUAAAUAAUUGGGAUGAACAAACAGCAAGUCAAACCAUCCAGGUAUCCGUUUGCUCAUUCAAAAGUUCACUGAGAAGUGAUUGUGCAUUUGGGUUACAGACACUUCUAUGAGAGGAAACAAAAAAGAAGAAAAAAAAAGAAAGGAUGCAACAUAAUCCAACCUUGCAUUUAAGCUUUAGGAUAUCAAAAAAGAAUUGGUCUGGCUUUUGCCUACCAGACAGCCUUUUAAAUGAAUGGAACUGUGUUCAGUACACUUAAUGAGGACAAAUUCUGGCAGUUUACCCUUAGGUAAAAAAAGGGGAAAAAAGCUUGCACUGUCAGCUUGAUGCACUCUUGAAAGAAAAAUCAAGCUCCCAUCUUAUCUAAACCCAGGGUAAUUUUACACAUUCAUCACUUGACAGUAGUUGAAGCUCAUUGCUUUUCACCGGGAGCUGUGUCUGAUCCGGUCAAGGGGAGAAUCAGGCUGAAAGCAGCUGAAAGAUGAAUCUUCCCUCUAGCAGCCAAGGUCCCAGUUCCAAGCUCACCGGGGCCAGGGCAGGAUGCUUGCAAUGUGCUCCCUUGCCUUGCACCCCAGGACUGAAAGUGGCUAGGAAACAGAAAACUGAGCUGGUGACCUACACCAGCAUGUCACUUUGGGCAGCAGCACCCACCACGCACACCUCUGUUGAGAGCUGAGCCCUCUGGCCAGGCGUUUCCAGCACCCUCGGCACUGUGUGGCCAGAGCUGAGCAGGAUGAAUUCUGUGUGCUCCACGCUGUUUGUAACACACUUGAGAACCCGUGACUCACUGCAGCUACUGCAAAGCCCUGCCAGGAGUUUGGCAGCUGGAGAGAAACAAGAGAAGGAUUACCCAGUAAGGCAGCCAGCUCUGCCCCUCUGCUUCUCCUUCCAACAGGCGUAAAAUGGCUAUUUUCCUCCUUCUUGCCCUAAAGGAGAAAUCCAGGGCAGCGCAAAGCUCCUAAUCCGUACUGACCUAUCCCUAACAGUUGUUCUGGCUAAAUAAGUCACUUGGAUGCUUCUACUA